UGACUCAUUCUCACACACACCUUAAACGCCACCAAUUGCGCUCUCAUGCCUGCACUCACUACACAACCUUACUAGACGACGAGCUACGGGAAUACGCAGAACAUGUCCCGCCUUUACUGAAAGAAGAUCCAUCGGAAAAGCAGAUAACUUCUAAUUUACUUGAAGAUCUGCUGGAUUGGGACGUAAACACUGUGAGUUUGAGCUUUCUUACAGGAUUGCCAGCAGGGCAUCUCUUUCAUUUUGAGUUCUACUGCCCGGGCCAGGAUCUCAUUUGCAGUAAGUUUGCCUUUCUAAUCGAUUUUUUAAAAGGGAUAUUUUUUUGAACUGUCCAUGACAAUGCCAGUGGUCAAAGUGGAGAAAGACUCUACUGCAGACACCAGUCUACCUGCCUCCAAUCCCCCGCCGCAAACGGAGGAGAUGCCCCGAGGCCGGAGGAGGAAGAGACCCCUCCAGCGGGGUAAACCACCAUACAGCUACAUCGCACUCAUUUCUAUGGCCAUCGCCAACUCCCCUGACCGCAAACUGACGCUGGGGGGCAUCUACAAAUUCAUCACGGAGCGCUUCCCCUUCUACAAAGACAAUUCGAAGAAGUGGCAAAACUCCAUCCGCCACAACCUGACUCUCAAUGACUGUUUUAUCAAGAUCCCUCGAGAGCCAGGGCGGCCAGGGAAGGGUAACUACUGGGCGCUGGACCCAAACGCAGAGGACAUGUUCGAGAGCGGCAGCUUUUUGAGACGCAGGAAGAGGUUUAAGCGCUGUGACUUGAGCACCUACGCCACGUACGUGCACGAAACGCCCGUCUUCUCUCCCGUCCAGAUCACCAGGGCAGCUGCCUACACCAACUCCGUCUACCCCAACAUGACGGUCAGUCCGACCUACGGGCAGCAGCUGCCGUCUGCCUAUUAUCCCUCUUCAUCACCUCCCGGAUUCGGACAUAGCCAGACCCGCAUGUUCAGCAUCAAUAACAUCAUAGGACAUCCAACUCCAGCCAGCAUGCUGGCAGGCCAAGGGCCGGAGGUGAUGCAGCAGCCCAGCCGCAGCUUCAGUCCCGAGGGAGUUCCAAACGGAUCCUCUACCUGCAACCUGGGAGCCUCUAGUUUUCAGAGUCAGCCGUGCGGGGGAGCCUUGCCACCCCGCUCAUCCACGCACCCGGCGUUCCCCUACUCCGGGCCAAACAGCCAUCCACACCACCACGGACACCAGGGUUCGUAUGGACAGGGUCACACCCAGGGGUACGCAACAGCAGGACGGAUCCAUGCCUCCACAUCUGGGUCAGUGGAAACGAUGGACCAUUACGGCAGGGUCUCCCCGGUGCAGCUGGGCUCUUUCUCCCAGUAUAACAGCGCUGGAGGGCCUAUUGGCAACACUGGGGGAUACCUGAGACACCCCACCUACCCUGGGAAUAUGGACCGGUUUGUGUCCGCCAUCUAAACCGCGGAGAACAGAGAUCGGAGCAUCCCGCCACCUUUUUUUUUUUUUUUUUAAAUAAGAUCCUCGAAGACACAGUGAGCCAGAAAUUUCUGUGCACGACCGUGAUUGUUUUUCUUUGCUCGUGACGUUUAUUUAGGACUAAAGUGAACAGACUGACCUCUUGACACAACUGUGAUUUCCCAGGUUAAUCCUUCCUUGUGCAUACCGAUGGUAUGUUUAGACACACGCUAUAAAUUUGGAUUCAAAUGUCAAGGCCUCUUCACAGCAAUAGUGUAAAAUAUAUGUAAUUUUGUGUGUGGUUUGCAAGUUGUUUCUCUUUUGUCUUGAAUGUGCAAGUUAAAUAUUUACAUUACUCCCAUGAUUAAACGACAGACUUUGAGCUAUAAAUUAUUGUGCUUCGUGGUCAUAGGCUUUGCAAUAACUGGCUUGUAUGAAGAACGUGAGCUUCAGUACAUCUGCAUGUGUUUUGUUGCCCAAAUAAAAACGCAUAUUUACUUUG
Molecule: messenger RNA, 1930 nt
Organism: Mugil cephalus (flathead mullet)
Lineage: Eukaryota; Metazoa; Chordata; Actinopteri; Mugiliformes; Mugilidae
Gene: foxe1
Product: forkhead box E1
Exons: 1
Coding region: 331-1431 (366 amino acids)
Biological process (GO): cell differentiation; anatomical structure morphogenesis; regulation of transcription by RNA polymerase II
Molecular function (GO): DNA-binding transcription factor activity, RNA polymerase II-specific; RNA polymerase II cis-regulatory region sequence-specific DNA binding
Source: RefSeq, a predicted model, not a curated record